This is a messenger RNA of Coregonus sp. 'balchen', 10391 nucleotides long. The record is from the annotation of a GenBank genome assembly. Lineage: Eukaryota; Metazoa; Chordata; Actinopteri; Salmoniformes; Salmonidae.
AUGUUUGGGACGGGGGGAGAGGAUGGGAAAGGCGACGAGAGGAAAGGGGAGAGGAGGGAGGUAGUAGAAGGAGAGAAAGAGAAUUGUCAAGGAGAAGAGAAGGGGAGAAGGAAGAGGUCGACUGUAGUCGGUUCUGGUCCAAUAUUAUGAUGAAGGUGACGAAAUGUGUUUCCUUUCAGCUUGUGACAGCUGUGUGAUCGUCUUGUUGGAGGAUCUGGACAAAAUGAACAACAGCUUUGGCUCCAUUGCUCAUCAGCUGACCAACCUGAACGCUUCCUCUAUCGCUUGGGCCCUCGCUACCCAACGCCAUAGACAUAUCGCCUGGGAAGCACACAAACAACACACAACACACACAACACCACACACCACACCACCACAACACACACACACAAAUUUAGACACACACACACCACACACACCACACCACACACACACACCACACACACACACACACACACACACACACACAAAUACUCAAUAAAUGCACAUACAUCAUAUGUUUGUCUAAAAACACUAAUUCAAUCUGUUGACUGAGAUUGACUCUGUUUCCCAGAAUGCCACAGAGAACUACAACAGUACUCUGGAUGAGAGCAGGAACAGAGUGGACAUGUUGGAGGGAGAGAUCAUGACCAUCAACUCAGACAUCAAUGACCUGGAGGAGAAGGUGAUGAUGAUCUGUGAUGACCCUCUCUGUCCACACUUCUCUCUCAUUAUUUAAUCAGUUAUUCAGCUCAAUGACACUCUCUGUCCACACUUCUCUCUCAAUAUUUAAUCAGUUAUUCAGCUCAAUGACCCUCUCUGUCCACACUUCUCUCUCAUUAUACAUUUAUUAUUCUCAGUUUCCUUUUUAAAAUGUGUAUUAUCCUUAAUUUUUCACAUAAAUGUUUAUUAUUUAAAUUCAUAACAGUUUCAAGUGUUCAAAUACAUACAUAUGUGUAUAUAUUUUUAUCCCCACUACUCCAACGUCAGCUUAUUGUAAUUAAUGCAGUUUGAUGGUAAGGAUGAAGGACAGCUGUACUGAUGUAAUGUUGUCCUCCCACCAGGUGGUGGCGACUGCAGACAAAGCAGACAGUCUGGGGAAUAGCAGCAGUAACACCCAUCAGAGAGCCCAGAACCUGCUCUCACACAUCAACAACAUCAUAGGAGAGGUGGAAGGUAGCAGCCUCUGGGAAAUCUUUAUGGGGGACACUAAAUCUGAGUUGAUGUUGUCAGUGAAAAUUAUUCAUUAAGAGUUCAUCCCUCAUUUUGUUGGAUUAAAGUACAUCCAUAAAACAUAAAACUCUCAUUCUAUUAGAGAUACACUACAUUACCAAAAGGAUGUGGACACGUGCUCGUCGAACAUCUCAUUCCAAAAUCAUGGGCAUUAAUAUGGAGUUGGUCCCCCCUUUGCUGCUAUAACAGCCUCCACUCUUCUGGGAAGGCUUUCCACUAGAUGUUGGAACAUUACUGCGGGACUGCUUCCAUUCAGCCACAAGAGCAUUAGUGAGGUCGGGCACUGAUGUUGGGCGAUUAGGCCUGGCUCGCAGUCGGCAUUUCAAUUAAUCCCAAAGGUGUUCGAUGGAGUUGAGGUCAGGGCUCUAUGCAGGCCAGUCAAGUUCUUCCACACCGACCUCGACAAACCAUUUCUUGGACCUCACUUUGUGCACAGGGGCAUUGUCAUGGGCCUUCCCCAAACUGUUGCCACAAAGUUGGAAGCACAGAAUCGUCUAGAAUGUCAUUGUAUGCUGCAGCUUUAAGAUUUCCGUUCACUGGAACUAAGGGGCCUAGCCCAAACCAUGAAAAACCGCCCCAGACCAUUAUUCCUCCUCCACCAAACUUUACAGUUGGCACUAUGCAUUCGGGCAGGUAGCGUUCUCCUGGCAUCCGCCAAACCCAGAUUCGUCCGUCGAACUGCCAGAUGGUGAAGUGUGAUUCAUCACUCCAAAGUCCAAUGUCAGCGAGCUUUACACCACUCCAGCUGACGCUUGGCAUUGCACAUGGUAAUCUUAGCCUUGUGUGCGGCUGCUCGGCCAUGGAAACCCAUUUCAUGAAGCUCCCGACAAACAGUUAUUGUGCUGAUGUUGCUUCCAGAGGCAGUUUGGAACUCGGUAGUGAGUGUUGCAACCGAGGACAGACGAUUUUUACGUGCUUCAGCACUCGGCGGUCCCGUUCUGUGAGCUUGUGUGGCCUACCACUUCCCUGCUGAGCCGUUGUUGCUCCUAGACGUUUCCACUUCACAAUAACACCACUUACAGUUGACCGGGGCAGCUCUAGCAGGGCAGCAAAUUGACGAACUGACUUGCCACUGAGCUCUUCAGUAAGGCCAUUCUACAGCCAAUGUUUGUCUAUGGAGAUUGCAUAGCUGUGUGCUCGAUUUUAUACACCUGUCAGCAACGGGUGUGGCUGAAAUAGCCGAAUCCACUAAUUUGAAUGGGUGUCCACAUACUUUUGUACAGUGCCUUCGGAAAGUAUUCAGACCCCUUAACUUUUUCCACAUUUUGUUACGUUACAACCUUAUUCUAAAAUGUAUUAAAUAAAACAUGUUCCUCAGCAAUCUACACAAAAUACCCCAUAAUGACAAAGCGAAAACAGGUUUUUUAGAAAUGUUUGCAAAUAUAAAAAAUUAAAAACAUAAGUAUUCAAACCCUUUGCUAUGAGACUCAAAAUUUAGCUCAGGUGCAUCCUGUUUCCAUUGAUCAUCCUUGAGAUGUUUCUACAAAUUGAUUGGAGUCCACCUGUGGUAAAUUCAAUUGAUUGGACAUGAUUUGGAAAAGCACACACAUUUACAUUUACAUUUACGUCAUUUAGCAGACGCUCUUAUCCAGAGCGACUUACAAAUUGGUGCAUUCAACUUAUGAUAGCCAGUGGGACAACCACUUUUUUUUUGUGGGGGAGGGGUGGGGUAGAAGGAUUACUUUUAUACUAUUCUAGGUAUUCCUUAAAGAGGUAGGGUUUCAAGUGUCUCCGGAAGGUGGUCAGUGACUCCGCUGUCCUGGCGUCGUGGGGGAGCUUGUUCCACCAUUGGGGUGCCAGAGCAGCGAAUAGCUUUGACUGGGCUGAGCGGGAACUGUGCUUCCGUAGAGGUAGGGGAGCUAGCAGGCCAGAGGUGGGUGAACGUAGUGCCCUCGUUUGGGUGUAGGGUCUGAUCAGAGCCUGAAGGUAAGGAGGUGCCGUUCCCCUCACAGCUCCGUAGGCAAGCACCAUGGUCUUGUAGUAGAUGCGAGCCUCAACUGGAAGCCAGUGGAGUGUGCAGAGGAGCGAGGUGACAUGAGAGAACUUGGGAAGGUUGAACACCAGACGGGCUGCAGCGUUCUGGAUAAGUUGUAGGGGUUUAAUGGCACAGGCAGGGAGCCCAGCCAACAGCGAGUUGCAGUAAUCCAGACGGGAGAUGACAGUGCCUGGAUUAGGACCUGUGCCGCUUUCUGUGUAAACACCUGUCUAUAUAAGGUCCCACAGUUGACAUAGCAAAAACCAAGCCAUGAGGUCAAAGGAAUUGUGCGUAGAGCUCCGAGACAGGAUUGUGUCGUGGCACAGAUCUGGGGAAGGGUACCAAAAAAUGUCUGCAGCAUUGAAGGUCCCCAAGAACACAGUGGCCUCCAUCAUUCUUAAAUGGAAGAAGUUUGGAACCACAAAUAAUCUUCCUAGAGCUGGCCGCCCGGCCAAACUGAGCAAUCGUGGGAGGAGAAGGGCCUUGGUCAGGGAGGUGACCAAGAACCCAAUGGUCACUCUGACAGAGCUCUAGAGUUCCUCUGUGGAGAUGAGAGAACCUUCCAGAAGGACAACCAUCUCUGCAGCACUCCACCAAUCAGACCUUUAUGGUAGAGUGGCCAGACGGAAUCCACUCCUCAGUAAAUGACACAUGACAGACCGCUUGAAGUUUGCCAAAAGGCACCUAAAGACUCUCAGACCAUGAGAAACAAGAUUCUCUGGUCUGAUGAAACCAAGAUUGAACUCUUUGGCCUGAAUGCCAAGCGUCACGUCUGGAGGAAACCUGGCACCAUCCCUACGGUGAAGCAUGGUGGUGGCAGCAUCAUGCUGUGGGGAUGUUUUUCAGCGGCAGGGACUGGGAGACUUGUCAGGAUCGAGGCAAAGAUGAACGGAGCAAAGUACAGAGAGAUCCUUGAUGAAAACCUUCUCCAGAGCGCUCAGGACCUCAGACUGGGGCGAAGGUUCACCUUCCAACAGGACAACGACCCUAAGCACACAGCCAAGACAACAACGGAGUGGCUUCGGGACAAGACUCUGAAUGUCCUUGAGUGGCCCAGCCAGAGCCCAGACUUGAACCCGAUCGAACAUCUCUGGAGAGACCUGAAAAUAGCUGUGCAGCAACGCUCCCCAUCCAACCUGACAGAGCUUGAGAGGAUCUGCAGAGACGAAUGGGACAAACUCCCCAAAUACAGGUGUGCCAAGCUUGUAGCGUCAUACCCAAGAAGACUUGAGGCUGUAAUCGCUGCCAAAGGUGCUUCAACAAAGUACUGAGUAAAGGGUCUGAAUACUUAUGUAAAUGUCAUAUUUUGUUUGUUAUAUUUGAUAAAUUAGCAAACAUUUCUACCAACCUGUUUGUGCUUUGUCAUUAUGGGGUAUUGUAUGUAGAUAGAUGAGAUUUUAAAAAAACGAUGUAAUCCAUUUUAGAACAAGACUGUAACGUAACAAAAUGUGGGAAACGUCAAGGGGUCUGAAUACUUUCCGAAAGCACUGUAUGCCGUCAUGUAGCCUCCUGUUCCAAAAACCCAGACAAUAUAGUUAGGUAUAAAGCCUAAUAUUCUCAGCCUAAAACCCAAAACAAGAGGAAAGCAUCACUCAUCCACCCCCUCCUCCCUAUCAUCCAAUGAAACAGAGGUUUGGCUUAAAACUAGAGUCUUUCAUUUAAACAAUUACAAAACAGCCACAACGUAACAAAAUUUGGGAAAAGUCAAGGGGUCUGAAUACUUUCCUAAGGCACUGUAUAUAUAGUGUAUAAAGUACAUUUAGUUGGGGUUUUACAGUGCAUAUAACAAGUGUUUUCUCUCUCUCUGCCUAUCCAGACUUCAUGCUGCAGAAUAACCGUACAGGUCUGAAUGAGACGGAGGUGGAGGAGGACCUGUCUGAGAAGAUGAAGCAGGUGGAGGUCAUGCUGAGAGAGAUGAGAUUUAAGAGCUGUGUCAGACAGAAGAAGAUAGCAGACAGAGAGCUGUCCGAGGCUGAGAAAUGUGAGUAGCACCUGGAGCCAGAGAGAGAGAGAGAGGGUGAAGGAGAGGGAGGGAGAGAGAGGAGGGAGGGAGGGGGGAUGGAGGAGAGAGAGAGGGAGGAGGGGGAUGGAGAGAGAGAGAGAGGGGAAGGAGAGGAGAGAGGGGGAGGGAGGGAGGGGGAUGGAGAGAGAGAGGGAGGGGAGGGGGAUGGAGAGAGAGAGAGGGUGAAGGAGAGGGAGGGAGAGAGAGGGAGGGAUGGAGGGGGAUGGAGAGAGGGAGGGAGGGAGGAAGGGAGGGGGGAUGGAGAGAGAGAGAGAGGGCGAAGGAGAGGGAGGGAGAGAGAGGGAGGGAGGGGGGAAGGGAGGGAGGGGGAUGGAGAGAGAGAGAGGGAGGGAGGGAGAGAUAAGGUUCAAGAGUUGGUCUGAAGAAGACAGCAGAGAGCUGUCCGAGGCUGAGAAACAUGAGUUCAACUACAGAAAUAACAUUACUGGAGUGGAAAUCCCCAUUCAAGUCAAACUUCCUCUGAUGGGCAGCUGGUCAUAUUGACUGUACCUACCCAGAACCUAGGUUGAAGUUAACCUAGGUUAGGACAACCUAAUAAUUCCAUGAGGAAGCUUUUUGAAAAAUAAACAGCUUCGUGGGACUAGCGCCAUUGCCAACUAGCAUCGCUGGUCCCUUUGUUCAGAAAUAAUUUAUGCAAAAAGUUGUGGGAUAUUAGAAUCCUGUUUGUAUCCUUGGUUAUCGUCAACCUAGCCCAUAACCAGGAAGUACUAUUUCACUGAGCCACACCUGGAGGAGCUGUGGUCCAUGUGUACGUCUGACACGUCUUACUGUACUGCGUUGUAUUACUGUACUGCGUUGCAUUACUGUACUGCGUUGUAUUCACAACCUUCUGGUCAUUAUACUUAAGGUGUGUUUCUUUUCUCCCUAGUGCUGGAGAAGGUGAAAGACCAGCUGGUGAGUCGUGUGGAGGAGAACGAGGGCUUGGUGAAGGACGUCAGGGAGCGUCUUGGGAAGUUCCACGACCAACUGAUGGACCUGAGGGACGCUCUGAACCAGGCGGUUAACAACACCGCCCUCGCCUCCGAUACUAACGCUGUUAAUGAGAAGAGGAUGGAGGAGGGUCAGGUAACACACACACACACACACACACACACACACACACACACACACACACACACACACACACACACACACACACACACACACACACACACACACACACACACACACACACACACACACACACACACACACACACACACACACACACACACACACACACACACAUAGGAAAGCAGUAUGAGAGUUUAUCCACAAUCAGACACAGACAUCCUUUUUUUACAUAUUCAACUCUUUUUGACCUGCAAUGUUUGAACUCAUCAUAGUGUUUCUCUCCUCAGCAAAAGGUGGAUGAGUUGAAUGGGAAGCAUAAGGUGGUGGAGGAUCUCCUGCAGAUGGCAGAGGAUGAUGUAGCGACCGUCAACGACAUGCUGUCUAUGCUGCACGACUCCAAGGAGGUGAGCCUCAUCCCUUACAGAGUUUAAAAAAUAUAUAUAUAGUAGUCCCCUCACAUAUCACCCUCAUCAAGACCGUAUUAGUCUAAACACUAGGGCCGUGGAAAAAGUGAUUAAAACACAGUUAAAGACAGAAAAUCCCUAAUGUCAGAAACGAUCUAAACAUUUUACAUUACAUUUACAUUUUAGUCAUUUAGCAGACGCUCUUAUCCAGAGCGACUUACAGUUAGUGAGUUCAUACAUUAUUAAAAAAAAAAAAAUUCAUAAACAAAGUCAGGCAGUCCCUGAAAAUCUCCAAGCAGAUCUCAAGCAGUCUGAUUAGAACUCAAACAUUCCCAUUGUACAAUAAAACCUUUAUCUAAAAAGACUCCAGCCACCCAAGACAUAGACUGUUCUCUCUGCUACCGCACGGCAAGCGGUACCGAUGCAGCAAAUCUGGAACCAACAGGACCCUGAACAGCUUCUAUCCCCAAAUAGUUAGUUAAAUAGUUAGUUAAAUAGUUAACCAAUAGCUACCCAGACUAUCUGUAUUGACCCCUUUUUACACUAACUCUCUCUUGACUCAUCACGUACACUGCUGUUACUGUUUAUUAUCUAUCCUGUUGCCUAGUCACUUUAUCCCUAGUUAUAUGUACAUAUCUACCUCAAUUACCUCGUACCCCUGUACAUCGACUCAGUACUGGUACCCCUGUACAUCGACUCAGUACUGGUACCCCUGUACAUCGACUCAGUACUGGUACCCCUGUACAUAGACUCAGUACUGGUACCCUGUACAUAGACUCAGUAUGGUACCCUGUACAUCGACUCAGUACUGGUACCCUGUACAUCGACUCAGUACUGGUACCGCCUGUACAUAGACUCAGUCUGCUACCCCUGUACAUCGACUCAGUACUGGUACCCACAGGUACAUAGACUCAGUAUGGUACCCCUUACAUAGACUCAGUAUGGUACACCCUGUAAUAGACUCAGUACUGGUACCACCUGUACAUAGACUCAGUACUGACUCCCUGUACAUAGACUCAGUACUGGUACCCUGUACAUAGACUCAGUUUACUGUACCCCUUGUACUUUUAGCUCAGUACUGGUACCAGCGCUUACAUAGAUCAGUACUGUACCCCUGUUAAUAGACUUCAUACAGGUACCCUGUAUAUAGACUCAGUACUGGUCCCCUGUAUAUAGACUCAGUACUGGUACCCUGUACAUAGACUCAGUACUGGUCCCUCCUGCUACAUAGACUCAGUACUGGUACCCUUGUACAAGACUCAGUACUGGUACCAUCCUGUACAUAGACUCAUACUGGUACCCCUGUACAUAGACUCAGUUAUGGUACUACCUGUACAUAGACUCAGUACUGGUACCCCUGUACAUAGACUCAGUACUGGUACUCCUGUACAUAGACUCGUACUGGUAUCCUCCGUGUACUAGACUCAGUAUUGGUACCCCUGUACAUAGACUCAGUACUGGUACCCCUGUACAUAGACUCAGUACUGUACCCUGUACAUAGACUCAGUACUGGUACCCCUGUACAUAGACUCAGUACUGGUACCCCUGUACAUAGACUCAGUACUGGUACCUCCUGUACAUAGACUCAGUACUGGUACCCCUGUACAUAGACUCAGUACUGGUACCCCUGUACAUAGACUCAGUACUGGUACCCCUGUACAUAGACUCAGUACUGGUACCCCUGUAUUAGACUCAGUACUGGUACCCCUGUACAUAGACUCAGUACUGGUACCCCUGUACAUAGACUCAGUACUGGUACCCCUGUAUAUAGACUCAGUACUGGUACCCCUGUAUAUAGACUCAGUACUGGUACCCCUGUAUAUAGACUCAGUACUGGUACCCCUGUAUAUAGACUCAGUACUGGUACCCCUGUACAUAUACUCAGUGCUGGUACCCCUGUACAUAGACUCAGUGCUGGUACCCCUGUACAUAGACUCAGUACUGGUACCCCUGUACAUAGACUCAGUACUGGUACCCCCCUGUACACCGAGUAUACCAAACAUUAGGAACACUUUCCUAAUAUUGAGUUUUAUUCAUUGAUGUUUUUAAAUCUAGAAUCUCCUGUCUCCUUUAAACCCCUUUCUCUCUAGGAGUAUGAGCGUUUGGCUGCUCAGUUGGAUGGUGCCAGGAUGCCCCUGGCAGAAAAGGUGCAGACGUUUGCCCCCUCCCUCAGUAAGAUACCGCUGGUGGAGGCAGCAGAGACACAUGCUGAACUACUCAGUGAGCUGGCCAUGAACCUCUCCAGGUGAGGAGUUGAUGGGUUGAUGGAUGGAUAUUGACUGAUUGAUUGAUUGAUUGAUUGAUUGAUUGAUUGAUUGAUUGAUUGAUUGAUUGGUUGCUUUUUUUGGUUGAUGGAUGGAUGGAUGGUUGGUUGGUUGGUUGAUUGAUUGAUUUGACGUCGACUUCAUGUUUUCUCCUCUGUGGUUGCAGUGUGAUCUCCAACACCAACAAGGAUGGUUUCAUCCAGCGAGCGGUGAACGCGUCCCGGGCGUACACCAACAUCAUCGCCGGAGUCAGAGACGCUGAGAUUGCUGCCAACCAAGCCAACAAAGCUGCCAUGGAUGCACUGGAGGUACGGGAAACAUACACACACAUACACGUAUUUCCUACAUUGUGAGGACCAUGACAGAGCACACACACAUACACGUAUUUCCUACAUUGUGAGGACCAUGACAGAGCACACACACAUACACGUAUUUCCUACAUUGUGAGGACCAUGACAGAGCACACACACAUACACGUAUUUCCUACAUUGUGAGGACCAUGACAGAGCACACACACAUACACAUAUUUCCUACAUUGUGAGGACCAUGACAGAGCACACACACAAAAGACACUCUGAGACUCACAGAAACAGCAUUACACACUAUAUGCAAUGCAUAUGUGUGGCACCUAAACAAUGCCAUAAUGGGCCUGUAAGAAGCUAACAUACAGUAUGUUUGUUGUGUUGUUGUUGAUUUGUGCAGAAUGUGAAGGGUCAGGACCUGGGUCAGGUAGCUGACGGUCUGAGGAAGCACAGUUCUGAACUGGUGGAGGAAGCUGAUACACUGCAACAGGAGCUGGGCAAUAAUGGUAAUAAUGGUAAUAAUGGUAAUACUGGCAAUAAUGGUAAUAAUGGUACUAAUGGUAAUCAUUGUUAUAAUGGCAAUAAUGGUAAUCAUGGUAAUCAUGGUAAUCAUGGUAAUCAUGGCAAUCAUGGUAAUCACGGUAAUCACGGUAAUCAUGGUAAUAAUGGUAAUCAUGGUAAUCAUGGCAAUCAUGGUAAUCACGGUAAUCACGGUAAUCACUGUAAUAAUGGUAAUCACGGUAAUAAUGGUAAUCAUGGUAAUCAUGGUAAUCAUGGUAAUCAUGGUAAUCAUGGUAAUACUGGUAAUAAUGGAACAACUAUUGUUUCCUCCCACCUCAGAUGAAUAGGGUCAGAACAUUCUGGAAACUUUCCCCAAAUUGAAAUCAGGAGGGAUUAAACAGGGAGGAAACUAGGACUUCUGGUAAAAACUGGGAAUUAAGGUUACAACCCUAGUGUUAAAUGCUUGUCGCUUGAUGUUUUAUUUUUUUGUGCUGAUUUUCUUUAACAGCAAGAAAACUUUAUUUUAUUUCAUAACUUAUUGUUGCCUUUCUCCUGUUAGAUCUGAAGCCCCAGCUCCGGGAUGCCAGGGCUCGUCUGGAUGAGGCCAAGCAUAAACAGAAGACUCUACUGAAAGACCUUGAGAUGGUGCAGAGUUAA